Suncus etruscus (white-toothed pygmy shrew) is the source of this 954-nucleotide messenger RNA. Its product is annotated as olfactory receptor-like protein OLF4. The transcript has a single exon. Gene Ontology annotation, molecular function: G protein-coupled receptor activity; olfactory receptor activity. The record is from RefSeq and is a predicted model, not a curated record. Gene Ontology annotation, cellular component: membrane. The coding region runs from base 1 to 954 and encodes 317 amino acids. Gene Ontology annotation, biological process: G protein-coupled receptor signaling pathway. NCBI's taxonomy places the organism in Eukaryota, Metazoa, Chordata, Mammalia, Eulipotyphla, Soricidae.
AUGGAGAAAAGGAACUUCACAAGAAUUACAGAAUUUCUUCUCUUAGAAUUUUCUGUGGAACCUAACUUGCAACCAUUCUUAUUUGGAUUGUUCCUAUCCACCUACCUUGUCACUGUGCUUGGAAACCUGCUCAUCAUCCUGGCUGUCAGCUCAGACUCCCACCUCCAUACCCCCAUGUAUUUCUUCCUCUCCAAUCUGUCCUUUGUGGACAUCUGCUUCAUCUCCAACAUUGUCCCCAAGAUGCUGGUGAACAUCCAGACAAACAGCAAAGUCAUCACCUAUGAAGGCUGCCUCACCCAGAUGUCUUUUUUCUUGUUAUUUGGAGAAUUGGACAGCUUCCUAUUAACUGUGAUGGCCUAUGACCGCUAUGUGGCCAUCUGUCACCCCCUGCACUAUAUGGUCAUCAUGAACCCCCAGCUCUGUGUUCUGCUGCUUCUUGUGUGCUGGGUCACAAGUUCCUUACAUACUUUGUUGGAAAGCUUAAUGGCUUUGCAGUUGUCCUUCUGUACAGAUGUUGAAAUUCCUCACUUUUUCUGUGAUCUCAAAGAAUUGGUGCAACUUGCCUGCUCUGACACCUUUAUUAAUGAUUUGGUCAUAUACUUGGUAUCUGUGCCGCUGGCUGGUGGUUCAUUGGCUGGCAUCUUUUACUCUUACUCUAAAAUAGUUUCCUCCAUUCGUAGAAUCUCAUCAGCUCAGGGCAAGUCAAAAGCCUUUUCCACUUGUGCAUCUCACCUCUCUGUGGUCUCUUUAUUUUAUUGCACAGCCAUAGGUGUUUACCUGAGCUCUGCUGGUCCUCACAGCUCCCACUCCAAUGCAAUUGCCUCAUUGAUGUACAUGGUUGUCACUCCCAUGCUGAACCCCUUCAUCUAUAGCCUCAGGAAUAAAGAUCUGAAGGGAGCUCUGAAAAUUCUGUUUGGGACAGUAACCAAAAAAGACACAUUAUCUCAAGAAUGA